Corythoichthys intestinalis (scribbled pipefish) is the source of this 1408-nucleotide messenger RNA. RefSeq names its product UBAP1-MVB12-associated (UMA) domain containing 1 (gene umad1). The transcript has 4 exons. NCBI's taxonomy places the organism in Eukaryota, Metazoa, Chordata, Actinopteri, Syngnathiformes, Syngnathidae. The record is from RefSeq and is a predicted model, not a curated record. Bases 76 to 759 code for a protein of 227 amino acids.
AUGCUGGACGUAUCAAUAACCGUUGGUCUAAUUUACGUCGUUUAGAUACGCCAUUGAAACAUUCAUUCAUUUUCCAUGUUUGUGACUAUUGGGGCCGAGUGCUAUUGGGCAGUAUGGUAUUGUACUUUGAAACCAAUAUGUAUUGUGCUGUGGUACAUUUUACACCAAACUUUUUUUUUUUUUUUUUUAAAUCUAUACAGAGCGACCAUGUUCUCAUUCUUGGGUUCACGUAAAGUCUCAAAGAAGUCAACAACGGAGAGGGAAGCGGAUGGAGGCUUUGUCAUCAUUGAAUCUGUGACGAAGGAGGGCGAUGUUGCCAAAAGCAAGGCCGACAGCAACGAAGAUGAGGAAUCGAAGAAGGCCACUUACGCUAACGGCGUAAACAGCCAUUUGCUACGAGAAACAGUUGAAGAGCAGAGGCAAAAGAUGCAGUUGAUGAACAUCGGACAACCUUCAACCAAUGUUGUUGUCCAGCCAUCCAAGUCAAUUCCAGCUCCCAUUCAACAGACAGAAAGCAUUUCAUCUACAGAUCCAUCACUCACGAAGCUGGGAGAUAGGACAUUUGCAGUGGAGGCUACCUCGCCUGGCCCGGACCUCCUUGGUGACAUCCCCUUCACUUUGGCACCUCAAGUCCGAGCCGUGCAGAGAGGGAUCCCUUUUAUUCCAGAUAUACUUCUGUCAAACGACAUCAACUCUAUGCUAAUGUGUUUUCAAUAUGACUUCACUUUAGAAAAGUCAGUCCUAAAUAACUUGGAGUAGUUUUCAACGGAUUUUGGAAAGCAAAAAAUGGUCUUUACUGCAGCUGCUACUGCAUAUUAUCCAGCAUCUUUGAUCUUUAGUCAUGCUAAUAUGACAACAGUAUGAGAAGCAACGGAAUGUCUGUUGAACCGGCUGGAUAAAUGGCACUUUUUUUGCAAUUACGGUCACAAUUUAAUGAGUUGUUUUUGGCAUGUUACAGUGCACUUUCACACUAGCACGGUUUGGUCCUUUUUAAACGGACCAGAUUUCUUUUUCUCAGCUAGUCCGCUUCGUUUUCUAAAUGUGAACGCGCAAUCCGAACUUGGACCAAACAAACGAACUCUGGUCCGCUCAAAAAUCGUGGGUCUUUGUCUGCUUUAAGCGCAGCCUGCUUACCUUGUGAAUGCAAUGCUGUCAGUCGGCACAGUGUGUAUACUGAACCUUUUCAACAAGUCACUUGCAAGCGUUGUUGCGAGGUAGUUCUCCAAUCGGACCCUGGUUCUCUCGGUCUAAUGUGAAAGUGCCCUAAGUAACACUGAAGACAAAAUGAAUGGCUACCUCCUUCACAAAUAAUAUUUUAUUACAGCUUCCUGACUUAACUGUACAACUGUACUGUUGUAAGUACAAAAAAAAAUCAAAUAAAGGUUCUGAUUAUAAAACAAGAAACUUU